AUGAGCAGCCAGGAGCAGCAGGCGGGCCCCACUAUCCCGCCCGUCCCAGCCAAGGCCCGCAGCAAGCGGCCCCGGGCCGCCCCUGGAAACUGGACCUCCCGCCUCCUGGUGGUGGCCCCAAAGGCCAAGAAGAAAGAGGUGGCGGAAGAGGGGCGCAAGUGCCUCCACUGCGCCACCGACAAGACGCCUCAGUGGCGGACGGGGCCCAUGGGCCCCAAGACGCUGUGCAACGCAUGCGGCGUGAGGUACAAGUCGGGCAGGCUGGUGCCCGAGUACCGGCCAGCAUCGAGCCCGACGUUCGUGCUGAGCAAGCACUCCAACUCCCACCGGAAGGUGCUCGAGCUGAGAAGGCAGAAAGAGAUGAUGCAGCAGCAGUUGGUACACAAUCAUCACCAUCAGGGUGUGAUGUUCGAUGCAUCCAAGGGUGACGAUUAUCUGAUUCGUCAGCCAGAUUUCAGGCACAUGAUUUAG
Striga hermonthica is the source of this 471-nucleotide messenger RNA. NCBI's taxonomy places the organism in Eukaryota, Viridiplantae, Streptophyta, Magnoliopsida, Lamiales, Orobanchaceae. The record is from the annotation of a GenBank genome assembly.